GGAUGGUUAGGAAGGCACUGCAUCAGUUAUCUGCAAGACGUAUACAAUGACUUGUAUUCUCGAUCCUGUCCUCGGUCCAUCAAAUACGUUAUUAUAGUGCUGAGAAGUGAAAUGCAUGAAAUUGCGAGUCUUCACGUGAAAGUACACUACAUUCAACAUCCGUGAGAGUUUGCAGAAACAUUCAAUUAACGGAACUUGAAGGUUGCUACAACUGUACUGUAAAGCCUGCAAAAAGAUUUUCUUCUUUUUCUCCCAUGUGCUGCAGAGAUUGUACAAGGCCUGUGAGAUGAAAAGAAGUGACAUGGACUUUAGCAAACUUCAGAAGACAGCCUAAUUCACAGACAAGAAUGGUUGCCGAAGAGCCAAUAUCCAGAAUCGAGACCUUGGUGAUCGUUAGACCGCUGAAGGCCGUAGCUUUAGUGUUGGCGGCACUAGCGCUGUUGCUGAUGUCGCUGUCGCUGGCAGCAACCUCGUGGCUAGAAGCAAACAGUGCAUUCGAAGGACUUUGGGAGAAAUGUCACUACCACGAUCAUGACCCAGAUAGGGUCAACUGUGACUUUACUCGGUCAAGAGGCUGGCUGCACGCAUGUCGAGGACUGUGUAUCAUGGCCAAUGGUUCUCUGUCUUACUGGCAUCAUCGUCACUUCCGCUGGGCUUCGCAGCGUGAACGCGCAGCGGAGGCCUCGUUGCUACAUGGCCGCCAUGGUCAUCUGGUUCGUUUCUGUGGGAAUAGAGCUGAUGUCGCUUCUAGCGUUUCCCAUCAAGUUCCUCGAAGAGAUUUCGGAGCAAGCUGAAGUGCAUUGGCACUUUGGAUGGGGCUACUGGGUGGGCUGGGCCUCCGCCAUCUUCAUCUUCGUCUCGGGACUUCUGCUUGUCAUUGACAAGGACGCCGAGGAACUUGUCUACCGCGAGAUCACGAGCAAAAAGAAACAACUUGGAUCUAACGAGGAAACCGAAGCUGUGUAAGCACGGGAUUUUUAGUGAGCUUGAGCCACCGUGUUCUGGUACAGCUCAGCCCGAAAUCCAAACCAUUUGUCGGCAGUCAAGGGACAGUAGACCACCGAGAAAAUCGUCUAUCGCGAGUUAUUUCCCUUUCGUCACAUACUGGUUGCGGACUCUGAUGACAAAAAAAAAAAAAAAGGGCGUGCAUAUAUAAUCAUAAUUGACUUGAAUGUAAACGGACAACUAGUGUUGUGGAUAGAAAGAACACCAUUAUAGCGGGCAACGGCAGAGCUAUGACAUCUAGUCACAGCAGCUUGUUGUCAGACUGCUGCAAGCAACGAUCAGCCUCCCCCCCCCUCCUUGAGAAGACCAGAAGCGGUCUUAGCCUAAAUGGUGGCAGGUUCCCCCCUCCCAGCUUGCAAGAGUACAAGUCCUUCCUCCCCCAAUGACACCUCAUUCUCUCUGUUUGAAUUAAAGUUACUGAAUGUUGUCAGAUUAUUGCCAGAUAAUUUUAAUAACUCAUUGGGGUUGGCAAGUUUUGCUGAAAGCUGGACAGAGCAGAUCUGUUAAUGCAAAACACUGCCCUGGCACUCUAUUUUCCCCCUCAUUUCCGUUAUAAACCUCAUAGAUAAAAAUCUCAGAUAUGAGCUGCAUCUUACCUCCCGUUCCCUCUGAAUCAUCAACUAUACCUUUGUUAACUGUUGUUUGAACGACUCUCAACUGCAGCCCAUUCACACUCACGUGGAUCUACCCACCCACUUAUAUUCAAUUAACGUUGAGUCUGAAAAGUCAAUCUGAAUGAGAGUAUUUUACGUGUGCCAGACGUGCAACCACUGUGCUAUUAAAGUGCACACAGAUAACAGCCUUCACUGGUUACAUUGCCCAUUGUUUUUGACAAAGGGUGGCAAAAUAACACUUGGUACUGUAUUUCCCAAAAUAAAAAAAAAUAGGAAGAAUAUUUUGUCCAUAAAGAUUCUAAUGAUAGAGAUUUAUGUUGCUGUAGAAAAAUAAUUAAGAGGACAGUGUUGUAUUCCAGUGAGGUUGAGUAUAUGAGAAGGAAUAGACGAAGAUGAUUUAUAUUGAGUAAGGAAAAGCAAAAAGGGGAAGAGAAAUGGCAGAAGAGCAGAAUAAGAAAGACUCAUGCACCAACCAAAGAACAUAUUUUUUUUUUGGUAGUUUAAUUAACACAAUUGUUCCAUCUAUUAAGUGUAGUCCUUUGUC
Molecule: messenger RNA, 2163 nt
Organism: Pomacea canaliculata
Lineage: Eukaryota; Metazoa; Mollusca; Gastropoda; Architaenioglossa; Ampullariidae
Exons: 5
Coding region: 348-794 (148 amino acids)
Biological process (GO): cell-cell adhesion
Cellular component (GO): cell-cell junction
Source: RefSeq, a predicted model, not a curated record